GCGGUUUGUGUGCCAACAGCGCGGGCGGCGCAGAUCUGCAGACGCGGCCACUGCGGUGUCCACACGGUAGCGAGCGCCCGGCGAGGAGAGAAAGUGCUGCGUCUUUCGGUACCUCGCUUGCAAACAGCCGACCAGGAUCCUGUUCUAAGUUGACGCCAACAUCAUCUGAAUACAAAAUGACCACUGCUAGAAGGAAAGCUGUUUUUCUGCCAUACCAUUUGCUUGUGGCUGUGGUGUUGAUUGCUGUGCUGAUCUGUGAUGUCCAGCAUGCUGUAGCAGAUCCUGUUCCAGGGCCAUGCAUCAAGGAUGACCAUAUGUGUGUCAGAGAUGCUGAAUGCUGCAAUGGUUGCUGCCUGGAAGGAAAAUGUGUCAAAUACGCGGACCGGUGCUCGCCGGCGGCGAACGCGUGCUCGGUGCACGAGUGUCCGCCGGGCCGCGAGUGCUACCUGCACCAGGUGCAGUGCGCCACCGCAGACUGCCCACCCAUCCCGGCCUGCCGGGACCCCGACUACGACGACUACGACGAGUAGUCUCUCCACCGUGCUCUGCCGUGGAGCCACUCCACGGCGUCUGUCUCAGGGAACCCGCAGGACCUAACAGCCUCACUCACCCGCUUCACUUCUUCUGCUUAACGAGACACCUGCACGGUGGUUCAGUGUCUGGCACUCCAUCAGGAAUCAUUAAUAAUUUGCGCGCAAACACUCGCUAUAUAGACUUGUGUCAGAACUGAACUGCCCCAGAAAAUAUUUCGUACACCUUAAGAUAGGCAACCCAACCUACACCAUGUGCUCCAGGUAUGAAUGGCGUAAGCCGGGUUGCCUAUCUUAAGGGACAUGAAAUAUUUUCUAAGACUUUUAAUUUCUGCUCACCCUAUGUAAAACACCUUCAUGGGACUUGUUACCAUCUCUGAAGUUGUCUCCGCCGCAUUUUUCAGGUGUGAAGUUCGUCUGUCCAAAAGAGUGCCGAUCUCUUCUUAAUCAAAUACACACUAGUAAUAAAAGUGCGAUACUGACUUAGAGGGAUCAUAAAGGGCAUCUUGAGCAAAGCCAUGUCUGGAAAUCAUGCAACAGAGGUACAGAGCGUCUACAGGGAUUAACCCUCUGACAGAUGGAUGAGAUGAGAUUUUUCGCUCCCAAAUUCCAAGCAGAGUUGUGAUAGCCGUGGACGCCUUCGGCGCAAUCUAAGGUCUUCAGUGCUUUCAGAUGUUUGCUGUCGAAAGGACUAUUGGUAGCGUUUUUCCCCUGUAAUUUCGACUCUCUGUCGAUCGCUGGAUGACUAUUCCCGACAUCUCUUCCUAAACUCAUUUUUCCAAAGUUUUAAUGACUGUAACCGCAUUUGGACAUUGAAAUAAGCGGUAUCACUUAAAAGUUUGUGUCGGACCGCCACUCCACCCCGGAUCUCCCGCUUAACGUGAACAGUCGCCUUUACCUCCUCGGCUAUCUGAGCAUGCUUCCGAUUCAACCCAAAUUCCCAGCCUGUUACAGACUUUGCGUCGCAUACCCAUGAAUCACUUACUCGCAGUCCCUGUUUCCGAGAGAGCUCGGGCAUGGCGUGCAUCCGCACCGAAGACAGGAUCAUUGGUCGUCGACACCCGAUCUCUUACGGGAAUCUGGAACUGUAAGGGGUUAAUGGGUAGGAGCGUAACAGGUUUGGAACCUAGGCUGGAUGGGAAGUGUGCUCGGAUGGCCGAUGCGGUUGAGGCGGCCGCUCGCGUUGAGCGGGAGAUACGGGUUCGAGCCCCGGUCUGAAACAAACUUUCACCUAUUACCAUCGAUCCAUUUGCAAAUGCGGCUAACGUCAUUAAACCAUUACAGCAAUCUAUUGAAUGGCCACUGGAUCAAAUAAGAUGUCUGUUCUUCCACAACUCACUUUUGGUCCAAAACAGAGUUUCUACAAUCUUUGAAAGUUUGUCGGUAUCCUUUAAUUUCACUCUGCGUAUUUCUUGUAAAUUUACUUGUUUUAUCUACUGGAAAAUCAUACUUCAAUGUACUUAUUUCAAUAACAAGUGUGGUUUUUCAGACAUUCAAUGCUUUUCAGUACGAAUAUCUCACUCUGCAGAGGAACGUGCGGUAUUCUGAAAUGUUAUGGCAUAUUAAAACUGUGUGCCGGACCAAGUACCGAACAAGUCACCUUGUCCACCGCGGGAAUUGCUGUUGCCGACUGAGCUAUCCGGGUACAGCUCACGACUCGUUCUCACAGCUUCGUCGCGGCACUGGGAGAAUGAAAGUUAAAGCUGUGAGAACAACUUGUAAGUUGUACAUGUACUGCUCAGUGGGUAAGGAGUUCCAGAUUCGAGAAUCAGUACAGCACACAAUUUUAACCCAUCAGGACGUUUAUAUUCGUCCGGAGUUUUGAAUUAUCUAAGAGUUGAGUACAAUACUGCAGAAGGUGGGAUAGAAAUCGUAAACAAGUGUCCCGUUGAAACUAAUUCGACAAUAAAAAUAAGUCAUGACAGUAACUGCGAAUGAAGUAAGUUUUGUAGCUCGUAAAUAGUAUAUACGGUUUUUUA
This is a messenger RNA of Schistocerca nitens (vagrant locust), 2509 nucleotides long. Its product is annotated as dickkopf-related protein 3-like. Bases 177 to 530 code for a protein of 117 amino acids. The transcript has 4 exons. Lineage: Eukaryota; Metazoa; Arthropoda; Insecta; Orthoptera; Acrididae. The record is from RefSeq and is a predicted model, not a curated record.